Scheffersomyces amazonensis is the source of this 677-nucleotide messenger RNA. RefSeq names its product U2-type spliceosomal complex subunit. Bases 195 to 647 code for a protein of 150 amino acids. The record is from RefSeq and is a predicted model, not a curated record. The transcript has a single exon. NCBI's taxonomy places the organism in Eukaryota, Fungi, Ascomycota, Pichiomycetes, Serinales, Debaryomycetaceae.
UAUGAUACUUACCGCUAUGGUAAAGGAAAGGAUUAUUUCUUAUCCAAAAGAGUAAGACCAUCUCAUAGUAAUGAUAAGCGUCAAUGAAUUUUUUACCCGGAUGUUUUUUCUGAGCAUCUCAAUUUACUGUAACUAAAUAUAGCUAACUAUGGGGCUUAUAUAGUAAGUUUAAGGAAGACAAUUAGCUUGUGAAGAUGUCAUAUAAUGGAAUAGGAUUGCAGACUGCUAGAGGUUCAGGUACUUCAGGUCAUGUACAGAAGAAUUUAUCUACUGAUAGUAGUGCAAAGGGUCAUUACCGCUCUAGAAAACAUAAGAAAGAGUUAGAAGAAGCUAAGGAGAAGAAGAUAAUAACCGAAUUGAGUAAGAGAGAAGCUAAAGCAGAGAUUCAAAAUCAUAGUCAUAAGAGAAAAAUCGAUCUUCGAUGUAUGGAAUUACGAGAUAAGUUGGAGGAUGAAGGAGAAGAAGAAUCGACUAUUGUGGAAAAGAUCAAACAAUUGAGGUCUGAAUUAACGGAGAAGUAUAGUAAUAAUAAUAGUAAGGAUCAGAUAGAUAAAGGUGAUCAGUCGGGAAAGGAACGUAGUACAAAAGAAGUGCCCAAGUAUGAGCCUAGGUAUAAAGAUAAUAAUGGCGAAAGAGAGGUGCGAUAAACAUAUAUAGAUAUUGUAUAUAUAGAUAGA